This is a messenger RNA of Python bivittatus (Burmese python), 1417 nucleotides long. Its product is annotated as alcohol dehydrogenase 1B-like. Gene Ontology annotation, biological process: retinoic acid metabolic process; retinol metabolic process. Gene Ontology annotation, cellular component: cytosol. Gene Ontology annotation, molecular function: all-trans-retinol dehydrogenase (NAD+) activity; zinc ion binding. Lineage: Eukaryota; Metazoa; Chordata; Lepidosauria; Squamata; Pythonidae. The record is from RefSeq and is a predicted model, not a curated record.
UAAAAGGCAAGUAAAGGCAACCACUAUUUUGAAGGCACACUGUUGUGCAGCUAGCAGAAUAGCCUAGAAGAGGUGAAGUCUGUUACAAAAUCAAGGACUAUGAGCACUGCAGGGAAAGUUAUCAAAUGCAAAGCAGCAGUAAUCUGGGAACCUAAGGAACCAUUUAGCAUUGUGGAAAUAGAAGUAGCUCCACCAAAAGCACAUGAAGUUCGCAUCAAGAUUUUGGCUUCUGGAAUUUGUCGUUCAGACGAUCACGUUCUAAAUGGCGCAUUAAAGUCAAAGUUCCCUAUUAUUCUUGGUCAUGAAGCAGUUGGUGUUGUUGAGAGUGUUGGGGAAGGUGUUACCAGUAUGAAACCAGGAGACAAAGUCAUCCCAAUUUUUAUCCCCCAAUGUGGCAAAUGCAGCACUUGUUUGCAUCCUACAGGCAACCUAUGCAAGAAGCAUGACCUUCACUCAGGGACUGGAUUAAUGGAAGAUGGCACCAGUAGGUUCACGUACAAAGGAAAACCACUGUACAACUUUGUCAGUACCAGCACUUUCACAGAAUACACUGUGAUACAUGAGGAUUCGGUUGCCAAAAUUGAUGCUGCAGCUCCUCCUGAGAAAGUGUGUCUUAUUGGCUGUGGAUUUUCUACCGGCUAUGGAAGUGCCAUAAAUGCUGCAAAGGUGCAACCUGGUUCUACCUGUGCCAUUUUUGGCCUUGGAGGAGUUGGUCUCUCAGUAGUCAUGGGCUGUAAGGCAGCUGGAGCUUCCCGCAUCAUUGGAGUUGACAUCAACAAGGAUAAAUUCCCCAAGGCUAAAGAAAUUGGAGCCACAGAGUGUAUCAACCCCUUGGAUUUCAAGAAGCCCAUCAAUGAAGUGCUCUUUGACUUGACCGGGGGUGAAGGAGUAGACUAUUCCUUUGAAGUGAUUGGGCACCCUGAAACCAUGCUGGCUGCUUUGGCUUCCUGCCAAAUAAACUAUGGAAAAUGCUACAUUGUGGGAGUGCCUCCUACGGAGUCUAAGAUUACUUUUUCUCCAGCACUUCUCUUCUCAGGCCGCACUUGGAAAGGAAUUCUAUUUGGAGAAUGGAAAAGUAAAGAUUCUGUUCCUAAGCUGGUUUCGGAUUUCAUGAAGAAAAAGUUUACCCUAGAUCCAUUAAUUACUCACAAUUUACCUUUUGAUAAAAUCAAUGAAGGCUUUGAUUUGCUUCACUCAGGAAAAUGUAUCCGCUGCGUCCUGUUAUUUUAAAGUCUCUGGUUCUGAAGAAAAAUAGAAAACCAUCAUCUUUGUCUUCUGAAUUCUACAGGAUCAAUACAUUAUGCAGGAUAUAUACUUCAAUAAGUCAAUCAACAGAAAACAGAAUUUAUUCCUUUUCUUUCUACCUCUUUUCUCACCAUUCUGAUUAGGCAAAAUAAAGUUAUAAACACGUUCAACA